Molecule: messenger RNA, 5017 nt
Organism: Actinia tenebrosa (Australian red waratah sea anemone)
Lineage: Eukaryota; Metazoa; Cnidaria; Anthozoa; Actiniaria; Actiniidae
Product: ATP-binding cassette sub-family C member 5
Biological process (GO): transmembrane transport
Cellular component (GO): membrane
Molecular function (GO): ATP binding; ATP hydrolysis activity; ABC-type transporter activity
Source: RefSeq, a predicted model, not a curated record
CAAAACAUUUGAUUCAUGCUUCAAUCAGUCGUACAAGAAGACAAGAAGACCGGCUGACCUCGGGUUUUAGUAGUUUAUGUGCCAAAAAUGGCACCCGUAGACAAAAAUCCCUCUACUUCUGACAACGAUAUCGCGUCAACGCGACAACAGUCACCAGAUGAAGAUACUGGUGUUCCAAACCUAGCAUUCCAACCUGAUACAGCUCACUAUUCAAAUGACCAGCCACUUAGACGUAAUAAUAAUGUAAAACUGCAAAACGAUGAGGAAUCCGAUAGAAGAUCCAAGUACAACUGGAAGCAGUUUCUCCCUUGUGCACCAAGGAAUCCAAAUAAACCAAGGAUUGAUGAUUCAGGGUUCAUCUCUUUGAUGUUUAUGUCAUGGGCAUCUCCGACAGUAAUGAAAGGGUUCCGAAAACCCCUCCAGAUAGAAGAUCUUGACAAACUUUCUGAUUACGAGACUAUGAAAUAUAAUGGAAAGAGAAUAAAGAGAAUCUGGAACACAGAAGUGGAUACUGUUGGUCUAAAGCAUGCAUCGCUGGGCAAGGUUGUGUGGAGAGCAGUCAGGACAAGGUUGAUUUUUGGUGUUCUGAUGUUCUGUCUGUCUCAAGUGUUUACCUUUCUGGGACCUGCAUUGUUUAUUCGUUACAUCUUGGAAUACCUUGAAAAGAAAGAAACAUCAACUAUUGAGUACGGAGUAGCUCUGGUUGUUGGACUCUUGAUUACAGAAAUUUUGCGUACAACUCUACUUUCUGUGAGUUUUUUCGUGAACAUUCGCACAGGAACUCGCGCCAGAUCAAUGAUAUACUCUCUGCUUUACGAGAAGCUUUCUAAGCUACGGAAUGUUGGAGACAAGAGUAUAGGAGAGUUCGUCAAUCUGUGUGCAUCAGAUGCGCAACGCGUGUAUGAAGGAGUUUCAUUCAGUAACUUUCUUAUAGGUGGUCCUGUCGUCAUCUUGAUGGCUAUUGGCUACACAACAUAUCUGAUCGGCCCUGCAGCACUUGUUGGCUGUGGACUCUUUCUGCUUGUCUAUCCUCUUCAAGGCAAAAUUGCCAAACUGGCCGGAAAACUACGAGGAAAAGUUGUUAGGAUUACCGAUGGAAGGGUUCGCAUGAUGAGUGAAGUCCUUAACUGCAUCAAGCUCAUCAAGAUGUAUGCAUGGGAACCACCUUUUACUAAAACAAUCACAGACAAGAGAGCACAGGAGCGCAAAGCAUUAACCAAGUCUGGUGUUCUCCAGGGAAUCAACAUGUCCAUUGCUCUCAUCGUACCGACUAUUGCUACUGUGGCUACAUUUAGUGUACACGUGGCUAUAGGAGAGACUCUGACGUCGGCACAGGCAUUCACGAUCAUGUCCAUUUUUAACGUGCUUAUAUUCUCCCUCGCCGUGCUGCCGUUUGGAGUCAGGGCUUUGGCUGAAGCUAAGAUAGCAGUUGGUCGUCUAAAAAACUUGAUGGAAAUGGAAGAACUUCAGCCGUUCCUGGACAGACCAGACAACCCUAAUGUUGCCCUUCUGGUCGAAAACGCAGAUUUUUCCUGGGAUAAGGUUGAUUCCGAGCAAGACAAACUAGCAGCAGCAGCUGCUGCAAAAAAUGGCAAUGUGUCCAACGGGACAUCAGGUAAGGGAGAGAGAAAUAGCCCUCCUUCUGGUCCACCAAAGGGGCCCCCAGCUAACAAGGGCCCGCCAGGGCGAGGUCCCCCAGGCCGUGGCCGUCCAAUGAAAAUGAAAACCCAUUUGGUUCCUACUCUAUUCGAUAUCGAUCUCAAAGUCAAAAAGGGUACCUUGAUAGGCAUCUGUGGUAGCGUCGGUAGUGGGAAAAGCUCUCUUUUACAAUGCAUCCUUGCUCAAAUGCGCAAAACUCGUGGUCGAGUAGCGAUUGGAGGAUCCAUGGCAUAUGUUGCUCAGCAGGCCUGGAUYAUGAAUGCAACUGCACAAGAAAACAUUCUUCUUGGCAAACCAUUCGACGAAGCGCGGUACAAAGCGGUUUGCUUUGCUUGUUGUCUGACACAAGACUUCGAAAUUUUACCAAACGGCGACCAAACAGAGAUUGGUGAGCGUGGUAUUAACCUGAGCGGAGGACAAAAACAGCGAAUAAGUUUAGCAAGAGCAUUGUACGCUGAUAAGGACUUGUACCUCCUUGACGAUCCACUUAGUGCAGUGGAUGCUCAUGUGGGACAGCACAUCUUUAAACAUUUGAUCAAAGGUGCUUUGUGGGGCAAGACAGUUCUUUUUGCUACUCACCAGUUACAAUUUCUCAGUCAAUGCGACGAAGUGCUCUAUUUAAAAGAAGGACGAAUUGCUGAACAAGGAGAAUACAACCAUCUUAUCAGAGAUAACAAGGAAUUUGCAACACUGAUUCGUCAGUUUCUCCAAGAAGUCGAAGAGGAACUUGUCGAAGCUUCCAAAGCUGAUGACAAGGAUUUGUCAUCGUUUUUAGAACGUGCAAGAUCCAAUAGCACUUGGUCAACAGCGUCUGCAGAAGACGUGCAAAAGAUAUUCCAGAGACAACUGAGCAUUCGAAGUGUAGAGGAGAAAGACAGCGGGCUAGAAAGCUCUAAUCAGCUAACAAGGAAAAGUAGUUUACGUUCGAGUGUUAGGGAUACUCUGGAGCCGUUUAAACCACAUGAAGCAAGCUCGUCAGAUAAACAACAAGAGCGAGCAGCAAAUCAACCUAAAGAGGACAACGAUGUUCUGAAGUCUAGAGAAGAAGCCGGUAAACUAACUCAAGCAGAAGACCGCGAACAAGGAUCUGUAAAGUYAUCUACGUACACCAGUUACUUCAAAGCUGCAGGAGGUUACAUACCGUGUAUUCUUAUGCUUCUAUUCCUGAUCUCAGUUCUUGGUCUACAGACGUUUAUCGAUUCAUGGCUCAGUAUCUGGCUUAAUUCGGCCGCCACCCAAAAUUUGACGACUGCAGAAAAUCCCAGCAUCGUUCCGAUUAAUCCUGACAAUAAUUACUACAUCAUGGUGUACUGCGUUGCGUCUGCAGCAUUUUUGCUAUCUCUGUUUCUCAAGGCCUACUUAUUCGUCAAACUAACCCUCAGAGGAUCCUCUAAACUUCACGAUCGCGUCUUUGCGAAAGUAAUACGUGCAACGAUGAGUUUCUUCGACGUGACUCCAACGGGACGUAUUCUUAACCGAUUUUCCAAGGAUUUAGACGAAGUAGAUGCCCAACUUCCUUGGACGAUGGAGAGUUUUCUCCAGAAUAUCUCCAGAAUUUUCAUUUCUCUUGGCAUCGUCGCGGUCGUGUUUCCUUGGUUUCUCAUCGCCGUGGUUCCUCUUUUUAUCAUCUUUUUCAUUCUUAAUAAAUAUUUUCGUCGUUCUGUACGCGAGUUGAAGCGUCUAGACGGUGUUACGAGGUCGCCCAUAUUCACUCACCUACAAGCAACUAUACAAGGGUUGUCAACCUUGCACGCCUUCGACAAGAUGGCGCAGUUCAAUGAACAGUUCAGUACCUUGGUGGAUUCCAACACGCUUCCUUUUUUCAUGUAUUUUGUGUCUAACAGAUGGUUAGCAGUUCGCCUGGAUAUGAUUACUAUUACAAUCACAAUCGUUAGUGCACUGCUGGUUGUACUGACUAAAGGAACUCUUCCUCCUUCUUUUGCUGGACUUGCGCUCUCCUAUGCUCUUAGGAUAACAGGUUUAUUCCAGUUUACCGUGCGCAUGGCGGCAGAGACUGAAUCAAGAUUUACAAGCGUAGAGAGAAUGAAUUACUACAUCGAUUCCAUACCUAUCGAGGCUCCGGCAAAGAUCGAGAAGACCAAACCCCCCAAAGAAUGGCCUGACAGGGGGGUCAUUAUCUUCAACCAAGUCAAGAUGCGUUACCGCUCAGGACUUCCGUUAGUCCUUGAUAAUGUGACUGGUUACAUUGGAAGCCAUGAAAAGAUCGGUAUCGUUGGCAGAACAGGCUCAGGAAAGUCUUCCUUGGGUGUCGUUCUAUGGCGUUUAGUUGAACUUGCGGCUGGGACUCUUAAGAUUGAUGACAUUGAUAUCUCCACCAUAGGUCUUUUCGAUUUACGAUCAAGAAUCUCAAUCAUUCCUCAGGAUCCAGUUCUCUUCAUAGGAUCCAUCAGAUAUAAUUUGGAUCCUUUCAACAAUCAUAGCGAUGAGGAACUUUGGACUGCGCUGGAGAGAGCUCACUUAAAAGAAAUGGUGAGCAACCUUCCAAACCAACUCAUGGCACCUGUAGUAGAGAAUGGAGAAAAUUUUUCCGUUGGUGAACGCCAACUUAUUUGCAUGGCUCGUGCUCUUCUGCGACACAGUAAGAUCCUGAUGCUCGAUGAAGCUACAGCUGCUAUUGAUUCUGAGACGGAUUCUAAAAUCCAAGACACUAUUCGUGAAUCAUUCAGUGAUUGCACACUGCUGAUCAUAGCCCACAGGCUUAACACAGUUUUGAACUGCGACAGGAUCAUAGUUAUGGAAGAAGGAAAGAUCGUAGAGUUCGACUCCCCCGCGGUUUUAGCCGCCGAUCCAGAAUCUUAUUUCAGUAAACUACUACAAGCUGCUGAUUUACAAAAAGAACAGGAAGCCCAAAAAGCGCUGGCAAGAAAACAAGAAGCCGCCGCCAACCUUCAUCUAGAUAGUCUAUCACAACACCCACACUCCACGCCACAUCAUCCUAUCCCAUCUGUUCUCGUCUCUUCGCCCACUGUUGGCGAAAUCAAUCCGACCAUUAGCGAAAAUAGCUCGAUAGUCGACGACGAAGACGUUGAAUUGGACACGAAGUUCUAAAUCGAGUCCAAGAAACCGGUAUUUUCACGAUAAAAAUGAUUUCCAUCGUUAGAGUUUCGUAAAACUGACUGCUCGUUUUUGAAGAUAAUUGAAGGGCAUUUAAUGCUCUGCUUAUACUUCUCGAAUCGCUUAAGGAAGGUGUGGAUGGGGUUUAACAAUUGGCCUAAAAAUUACUAAAAUAACCUAAAAUAAAUAGAGGAUAUUACAUGGGCGCGCGGAGAUAACAAAUUUUUCUUCGUGUUGAAAAGAUCUCUCACGAGUGAGCGCAGCAAACGAGAGAGAUUUUCAA